GUCACACCAAACGAGAAUGGACGACCUGUAAUAGAUUUCGGUGAUAAAAAGAAAUGCCAGUUCAGCAUUAAAGAAUCAAAUUGUGUUGUAAUAAUUGUAUCGACGACUGGUGAUGGUGAACCACCUCAAACAGUAAUUACAUUUUGGCGUAGAAUUAUUAAAAGAACAUUACCACCAGAUCACUUAAAAGGAGUAUAUUAUACUUUGCUUGCUUUAGGAGAUUCAAAUUACAAUAGUUUUUGCCACUUUGGUAAAAUCCUAGACAAAAGAUUGGAAUAUUUGGGUGCAAAAAGAUUUUAUCCAACUGGAUAUGGUGAUGAUGCCAUAGGUCUUGAAGAAAGUGUUGAACCUUGGAUUGAGGGUUUAUGGAAAGCUAUAAGAAUUCAUUUAAAUAUCACAAUUGAAAUAGAUUACUCAAGCUUAACAGAAAGAAUUGUUAUAAAAAAUCUAAGUAAAAACAUGGAUAAUAAUAUGGCAGAGAGAAAUGUAAAUAAAGUGGAUGACAUUACUAACUUAAGUGAAAAAGCUUCAAAUUUAAAAAUUGAUGAAUCUUCAAGUAAAAAGUCUUUGUUACUUAGAAAUUCAUCAGUUCAAGCUGAUACUUUAACAAUACCAUUACUGCCAACAUCUUCAUUAACUGUUACGUAUUCUUCAAAUAAGGAAAAUAUCAAAAAAUUUUCAUAUAGUAGUAGUUUCUUACUGUCUGCAGUUUCCGAUCUCAUUCCUGCAACAGUUAUUUCAGCAAAGCAACUAACAUUUUCUUCAGAUGUAAAAACAACUUUACAACUUACAGUUCAUAUUCAGGACAAGAGUAUAUGUUAUGAACCAGGAGAUUCUUUUGGAUUUUUGUGUCACAAUUCACCUGAAGAAGUAGAAGAAUUAUUAACCAGAUUAAAAGUAACAAGAUAUGCUGAUGUGUGUUGUCAAUUGAAGUUUCAAACUGAUAAGGCUAAGAAAACUUUAGCUCAUCUACCAGAAUGCAGUACACUUCGAGAAAUUUUCACCAAUUAUUGUGAAAUUAGGGCUAUUCCUAAAAAGAUUUUUCUCAGAGUUUUAAGUGAGCAUACAUAUGAUGAAGUUGAUAAACAAAGAUUAAAUGAACUUUGUAGUAAAGAAGGUUCCUCAGACUACAUAAGAUGUGUUGUACAGUCUCAUGCUACUUUACUUGACAUACUUGAGGCUUUUCAUUCUUGUCUUCCUCCUGUUGAAGUUGUUUUAGAAAAUCUUCCAAAAUUGAAACCAAGAUUUUAUUCAGUUGCAAGUUCUCCUCUAUUAAAACCUGAUCAGUUUAAUAUUGUUUUCAAUAUUACUGAAAUUGAAGAUGGUGAUAAAAAUAUGAAAGGUGUUUGUACUGGAUGGUUAAGUAAAAUUACUAAUCAUAUGUACAAUAAACAAUCUUUAGCACAUUCUAAAGUAUUGGCAGGAAGAACUGAUAAACCUUUGAUCAGAAUAUAUAAAAAAUAUAACCAACGUUUCCAUCUAACAAAAGAUCCUUCUGUCCCUCUUAUAAUGAUUGGACCAGGAAGUGGAAUUGCUCCAUUUAUUGGCUUUUUACAUCACAGGAAAUACCAGAUCAUGAAUCAGUUAACAGAAGCAUCUCAUUUUGGUGAAGCAUGGUUAUUUUAUGGCUGUAGAUACAGAGAUAAAGAUUAUUUAUAUAAGGAAGAACUUGAGAAAUUUCAGGCAGAUGGAAUAUUAACCAAACUGCUUGUGUGCUUUUCUCGAGAGAACACUGAAGACAGUUUUCCAGACAGACCAAAAUAUGUUCAACAUAACAUUAUUCAGUAUGCAACUGAUGUUGUGAGAUUACUAAAAGUAGGAUGUGUUGUUUAUGUUUGUGGAGAUGCAAAGAAUAUGUCACAGGAUGUAUUUAAAACAUUUGUUGAAAUCUGGAAGACAACAGAAA
Molecule: messenger RNA, 1906 nt
Organism: Centruroides sculpturatus (bark scorpion)
Lineage: Eukaryota; Metazoa; Arthropoda; Arachnida; Scorpiones; Buthidae
Product: methionine synthase reductase-like
Exons: 14
Biological process (GO): homocysteine metabolic process
Cellular component (GO): cytosol
Molecular function (GO): FMN binding; [methionine synthase] reductase (NADPH) activity; flavin adenine dinucleotide binding
Source: RefSeq, a predicted model, not a curated record